Molecule: messenger RNA, 8477 nt
Organism: Ctenocephalides felis (cat flea)
Lineage: Eukaryota; Metazoa; Arthropoda; Insecta; Siphonaptera; Pulicidae
Product: nucleosome-remodeling factor subunit NURF301-like
Exons: 26
Coding region: 292-8415 (2707 amino acids)
Biological process (GO): regulation of transcription by RNA polymerase II
Cellular component (GO): NURF complex
Molecular function (GO): RNA polymerase II cis-regulatory region sequence-specific DNA binding
Source: RefSeq, a predicted model, not a curated record
UUGCUUGUGCGUUUUUUAAAUGUUUUGGUAUUAAUAUUAAUAAAUGAUACUUUUUAUAAAAGGUUUUUUGAUUUGUAUUUAUUAGACAAUAAAGCAUAAUGCAUAUGUAAAUUCGUUAUGCAUAUACCGGAGCGUUCUUACAUGAUUGAGCUUGCAAUUGCAAUGGCGCAAAGUCGAGGCGAUUAAAACAUGGAUUCACUUUCAAUUGAUUUGUGUCAUUAUUUGUAUACAAGUGUGUUAUUGUUUGACAUGUGCUAAGAAGGUAUUUGGUGACAGUUGGAGUUUAGCAAAAUGACAGGAAGGGGAGCAAAGAAAAGAGGGCGGCCUCCGAAGGUUGUAGUUCAAGAAAGGCAAAAGAAAUUUCAGUAUCACUUAUUGAAAAAACCAAAAUAUUUAUUGAAUCAAAAUAAAGCUUCUGAUUCGACUGCGAGUACGCCUUCGGCGUCUAGGGCUUCAUCGCCUCAGGGAAGCGAUGGAAGUAGACGCAGUGGGGCGCGAACAAGGGGGCAACGAAAAGCAAACAGACGUGGUGGAUUGAGCGGUUCAGCAUACCAGAGAAGAGGUUAUAAUCCUAAUGUAACUGAUUUUUUGGAAUCUGAAUAUCAUUAUGGAUCAGAUUUUGGCGAUGAAUCGAGUGAAAAAAGCGAUCUGGAGGAGGAGCAGCUAGGAAUCCAUUCUGAUACAGAUGAUAGUCUAGGUGGAGAUGCAAGUAGUGAUAGUGAUUUUUCUAUAAAUAGUUACAGUAAUUUAAGUGGCACACCUAGAAGAACUAUAAGUCUUAUUCGACCACCAAGCCCUGAACCCUUAUGGCUACAGAACAGAGAAUUACCUCCAUUAAAGUUACCCAGUUCAUCAGAAGAUUUACUUGUUAGUUCAGACUUAAUAAUGCCAGCUGUAAGUAUAUAUGAAGUUUUGCGCCACUUUCGUCAAUUAGUUCGUCUCUCACCAUUUCGGCUGGAGGAUUUUUGUGCUUCGUUAACCUGUGAAGAACAGAGUGCAUUGUUGACGGAAGUUCACAUAAUGUUAAUUAAAGCAUUAUUGCGAGAAGAAGAAGUGCAACAAACUCAUUUUGGUCCUCUUGACCAAAAAGACAGUAUAAAUAUAACAUUAUAUUUAAUUGAUAAUGUGACUUGGCCAGAAGUUCUCCGAGUGUAUGUUGAAAGUGAUAAGUUUUUUGAUGCAAAGGUUUUAAAUAUUCUAGAAUCCUGUGAAUAUCCAUAUACAUCAGUGGAAAACAGAAUAAAAGUUUUACAAUUUUUAACUGACCAGUUUUUGAUUACUAAUCCAGUUAGAGAAGAUUUGAUGAGUGAAGGUCCUGUACAUUAUGAUGAUCAUUGUCGAAUUUGCUUUCGCUUGGGUGACCUUCUCUGCUGUGAGACAUGCCCUGCAGUGUUUCAUUUGGAAUGUGUCGAUCCACCUUUGGAAGAUGUUCCAACAGAAGACUGGCAGUGUGUUAUUUGUAAAUCGCAUAAGCUAUCAGGAGUUGUCGAUUGCAUUUCCCAAAUUGAGAAACAAGGAUUACUAUGUCGACAGGAGCAUCUUGGUUUUGACAGACAUGGAAGAAAAUAUUGGUUUCUGGACAGGAGAAUAUUUGUGGAAAGUGAAGAUGGAAGUGAAGUUUGGUAUUAUAGUACUGUGCCCCAACUUGAAGAACUCUUGUCUGUAUUGGAUAAAAGAGAAUUUGAAGUAGCUCUUUGCAGAGAAUUGGCUGAUUUUAAAGAAGAAAUUGUUCGGCAAAUGGAACUUACAGAAUCACUUACAAAUCAGUUGAAAGGGAAUAAAAAGUCAUAUUUUGAAAUUGAAAAUGCUAAUAUUCUAAAAUUGCAAAAAGAUCGCCAAGAAAUUUCUAAAAUUGGGGAUGAAUCAUUAGAUGACAAGUCUAACUCUACUGAAGUUGAACCAGGAAGCAGUCUUUGUAAUGAUGUUGAUAAUUGCACAAUGACUCAGAUGUCAACGGUAACAACUACCACAGUUACAACUACUACUGUGACUGAAACUACCAGAGUUACUCGUCAGAAAUUAAUGCAAAUUAAUAAUGGAACUCAAUAUUUUAAACUUGGUUUGGAAAACUCAUACAAGUCGUAUGUUAAUCAAUUUACAUCAAAUGUAAUUGCUCUCAAUAAACCACAAAGAAAUGAGGAUCGAGAUAAAAAAAGAUAUUUAUCACAUAAGUUUUCUUUAACUCCAGCAUCAGAGUUCAAGUGGAUUGGCACAAUGAAUGGUACACAAACUUACUUGAUAAAUACUCUUCGCCAAACACUACUUGCCCUUGAAAAUUCAAUUCAGUCAGCAUUUAUGCAUCCAAAUUGGAGUUUGCUGCGCAAGAGUUGGCUAACUGCUGUUGGCGCUUGCACCAAGCCUUCAGAUUUUUCUAAAGCUAUGAUUAUUCUACAAGCUUGCAUUAAAUCUGUUGUUUUUGCUAAUGUUUGGCAUGAUCAACUAGGUCAUGUAAAAUUACAUAGAAUUACAGCAGUUGAAAGAGAAGAGAAGAAAAAGUUGGACAAACGAGAAAAACGUGAAAAAGAUGAUGAAGAAGAACGCAAUAAACUCACAUAUAAUUUUGUGAAAUACACUUUAGGUUUGAAGCAUCAGGUGUGGAAACAAAAAGGUGAAGAAUACAGAAUACAUGGAAUUUGGGGAUGGUUAUGGUUAUCAAGUGCUAGAAAAUUUAAAUCAGUCAAGUCAAGUCGUGCAUUGUGCUUUGGUCCUCACCAAAUAAUGUUGAAAAUUGAAGAUAAAGAAGCAGCUAAAAUUUUAUGUUUAGAUACCAAAUCUUAUGAAUAUUUGAAAUCAAGAAAUACUAGUGAAAAUGAUCAUAAUUUACCCGAAGAAUUGAAAAAUGUAAAAUUUUUACCGAUAUCUGCCUCACGUUUUGAAGAAAUAGAUGUUUGCAAAGCUUUAACAUCACCUGGUAGAGUUUUGUACCCAAAAAUAGCGCAUGCGAGUAAGUUGGAUGAUUUUUUGGCAAGGCGUAUUCAGUUGAAGGUGAAUGAAGAAAAGGCUUGUACUCUCAAAGCUAAAGAAAUAGGUGCUGAUAAUGAUGAAAGGACAAAUAAAGACAAAAGUGAUGUUUCUACAGGCAAAACUGAAAUAUUAAAAAGCGUUGCAGAGAAGAUUCAGAAAUUACGAGUUCAAUAUGCUAAUUUAAAUCGCUUGGCUAAGCCUUAUAAAUGUUAUUCACCAGGUUGUAAUGCAGCUUUAACUGGACAGCACACCUCAGUUGUCUCUAAUUGCUAUUCUCCGCUGUGCAUACAGAAAUUAAAUUUGCGCAGAGAGCUUCUGCAAUUGUUGAGAUCAGCGCACAGCUCUGCUAAUAAUAUUAAUUCAAAAAAGACUUCAAUAUUAGAACAAAAGCUAUCUGAAUCUAAAGUAAUUGAAAGCAAAGAAAAAGAUCCUGUGAAUAUUACGAAUAAUAUUUUGAAAGCUUAUAGUUCUGCAAUUACAUAUGAUACGAGUCUUGUAUCAUGUUGUGCUGUUAAUUCUGUUACUGUUAAAGAAGAAUGUAUCAACAAAAUAGAUGAGCAUCAAAAUGCAAAUACUACUAGUUCAUUGAAAUUAAAUGAAUCAGAAACAAAAGAUCUUAAAGAAAAAGUAAAUAUUAAAGCUGAUAUAGAUAUUACUGAUAACUCAGAAAAGAUUCCUAGAUUAUCAUUAAAUAAUAUUACCACUGAUGAUGAUAUCAAAAAUGUUAAUCAAUCCCAUGAUGCAAAUAAUAGCUUUGAAUCCACUUUGGAUAGUCACGACAUGGAUACAAUGACUCCAGAAGCUAUUAAUGAAAUGAUAUUAGGUGUUAAAGGAGAUAAUUUUAUAAAUAAAUCAAAUGGUAAAGAUGAUGAGGCGAGUUGUAAAAACGAUAAAUCAAAAUAUUAUACUAGAGCUAGACCAGCAAAGCAACUGAUCACCACAACUCAAAUAACUACAACCACUACUACUGUCACUCAAACAGUACGCAUUGUUGAUGGAGUCGUUCAAAGCAUUGAUGGAUCAUCAAGUCAACAUAUUCAUGAUAGAUUAUCUCAUAGUUCUAAGGAAAAAAAUUACCUAUCUUGCAGUGCCAUGUCUGCCAAUUCACAAUACCAUGCACAAUUAAACAGACGAUUUUGUACCAACAAAACAACCAAACGUGAGGAGGUCAAUCCUGAAACUGAAUUUGCAGAAGAUGGCAGUAAAAGAAUAUAUUCAGCUAUUAACACAGCUGGAAAAAUUUAUUUAAAGAACAAUAAUGGUAUGAAUGGUAAAAAGAAGAAAACACAACACAUUAAGUAUCCAGUUGUAGCUUCAUUUCGUACUAGGAAUAAACAUAAGACCAUAAUGGUAUUACCGCAACACGAAUUAAAAACUUUAGCUAGACAUGCUGGUAGAUUGCCUGUAAAUGGUUACCACCACUUAGCAAAGCCAAACACAGCAGUGUGGCCAUACCCUUGCUCAAGGCCUCUUUUUAAAACAUGCUGGUUGUACCGUACAGUUCAUUUACGGUCAUUGGCAGCAGUUGCGUUGCAACUGCGUAUUGUGUGGACUUGCUUGAGAUGGGAUGACAUGGCGGUUAAACCAUCUAAUAAUGAUGGAAAACAUCAGGUAACAACAGAAACUGAGAUCAUGUCUUUAGAAUUAUUGAAACAUAGGCACGUGGGAAAAUUUAUGGAGAAAACACAGUAUCUUAGAAGACGUGUUGUUAUACCACUUGAAUUACCCAAAACAAUUAGAGAAGUUACUUCAAUAAGAAGUGGUCUUCGAAAACGUAAAAGAGCUGAAUCUCCACAGCAUACAGAACCACAGGUUACAGAAGAAUGGGUAGAUGAAGAUAAACUGGAACUUUGGGAAAUUAAACAAUAUGGUGACAAAUUGGACAAAGCGAAUAUUUUGCCUGUCACUCGUACUGCUACAGGUAAGUUGCCUCCUGUCAGAAGUGCACAUGAUCCUUCACCUACUACUGGAGGAAAGCGACUUGUUGAAAGUGUCAGCGGUAAAGCAACUCCUGAAGAAAUCAAAGAGAAAAUGGAACAACAAUUAAGAAUGCAGAGAGCAGCACAUCAACAAAAAAGAGCUCUGGAACUAAAGAGCAUUCAGAAAGCUCCUUCAGCAGUUCCAGUUUCAAAUACGGAAAAUGCUGUUAGAAUAGUCAAGAAAGGUCUUGCAAAUAGUAAAAGUACUUUGACGUCAUUGUUAACCAGUAACAAUACUCCUUCACCACCUCCUGCAAAGGUUCCUAUUGGUACUAGAAGGAUAAUCAUGACCAAAGGAGGUGUCAUAACAAGUCCUACAGUGAAUAAGGCUGGCUCAACAGAAAAUCCACAAAAAGUACAAAUAAUUCGUGGACCUGAUGGCAAAGUGCAAGUUCGUGGAUUGAUGCCUGGACAGCAAAUAGUACAAAUGCCCGAUGGAAAGCUUCAUGUCUUAAGUAGCAAUCAACAAAUUCGAAACUCUCCAGGAAAUUCAACGCCAAAUUCUCCAAAGCCUGUGCUACGAACAGUAGUGAGACCGCAAACUGCAGGCAAUGCAAACCCAGCAAAUAAAACCAUUAAGCCUGGAUCUGCUAUUGUAAUUCGACAACAAAAUGCUAAUUUAUCACUACCUUCUAAAACACAAAAUCCAACAUCAAAGACAGUUACAAAGUUGAUUCAACCCCAGAUUGUUCCUGGCAAUUCACAACAAAUUAUACAAACUCCUAGUGGGCAGAAGAUUGUAGUUGGUAAAAAUAUAAUCCCGGGACAAAAAUUUGUUGUGAGCCAAAACCCACAGGUGAUUGGUACGCAACAGCAACAAAUAGUUCUGAGUGGUCAAAAAUUAGUUACUGUAAAUGCUAGUGGCUCACAGAUAAUACAAACACCAUCUGGUCAACAAUUAGUUGCUGUUGCGGGGCAACCAGUGGUUGGUGGUACCAGAUUGUUGCAAGCUGGAACUCAACAGAUAGUUGUUAGUGGAAAUUCUGUUGUAUCCAAUCAGGUUAUACAGCAAAAUCCAACUCGUUUGAUUUCUGGAUCACAACAGAUAGUUGUUAGUAAUCCAAAUCUCGUUCAGCAAUUGCAACUAGGUAAAGUUCAAAUUGCUACCAUAAAUGGACAACAAGUUUUGAUAAGAAGUACUGGAAAUAAUCAAGCGCAAAUAGUUGCACAAUUAUCUUCACCAGGGCAAUUAAAUCAAGGAAGUUCAAACAAUCUUCAAGCUAUUCAAUCUAGUGCAAACAGUUUGCAGACUGUAAAGUCUGUUUCUAGCUCAAAUAUGUCUCAAGAAAGUGGCAGUACAUCUGAUAGCAGUCCAGAUGUUACAAAUAUAUCCGCAAAUAAACAAUCCCAAGUGUUAGAUCCUCAACAAGUUGCAGCCCAUACUCCGCAGACAGUAGUUAGUGGACAACCCACACAAAACACAUUGCCUGCAGCUGUUGCACCCAUCCAAAAUAACAUUCAGCACCCAGAGAAUGCUAAAACUAAUUCUAAUUCACAAGGUCAAUCUAUUACUGAUAAACAAAUGACAAUGGAACAAUCACUCUUGAUUGGCCAACCUCCUGGUACAGUUAUUAAGUGUGUCACGGCGCAAGUUAUAAAUACACCUCAGGGACCAAGAAUAGUAUUGCAAGGUCUUCAAGGCACCGAAUUUACGGCUCAACAAUUAAGUACAGUUCAACAGCAAGUAAAGCAACAACUGUUAAAGGCACAAGAAACAACUGGUAAGCAAGGUGUUCUUGGUCCAACCAAAAUAUACCUUGCUGUCCAACCACCACUUAGCGCACAACAAAAAUUACCCCCUCUUGCUCCUGUACAGGAUUCUUGUCCAGAACCUCAGGUUGAAAAUAGCAGUCAGUCAUCCAUAGCAAAAAAAACACUUGUCAAUGGCCAAACACCAUUUGAAGUUCAACAACAAAUUAAUCAAACCCUGGAAAACAUAAAACAGGAAAUGGAUCAUGAAAAAGUUAAAGAGAUAGAGAAACUAGUUCCUGGUCAGGCUUUUCCUGAAGGGGCAGACAAAAAUUCUUUUAUAUUAACUCCUGACUAUAUACAACAAACUAUUAAAAAUGCUUUAAAACAAGAAAAUUUGAACCCAGAAAUUGAAGAAAAACUUCUUCAAUUACAAAGAUAUCAAGAGAAACAAAUGAAACAUGAACCAGGCAUAGUAGAUUCCCCUGUGAGUCCAACUAAUGUUUCUAAAACAUCUUUGAGAAAACGUCCCCUCAGUUCUUCUUCUAAAUCUAUAGAUGAAGAUUGGAUUGAAACAAUUCCACGUAAAAGGCCUCCUAGAAAUAAUAAUUCACAAGGGGCAGAUAGGAGAGCUAAGCCAGAAACACCAGACAUAGUACCCAAACAAAUAAAUAUGCCUGGGAAGACAGUGGUCAGGCGCCUUACAGGACCUGCUGGCCCAAUUAAAGAUAGUCAAGAAGAAAAAAGAAAGAAUCACAUCCAAAGUAAACUCCAAAUAUUAUUAUUUAGACAUAAAGAAUUGCUUAAAAAGGACAUAUUAAAAAAGAGAGCCUUACUAGAGAAGGAAUUGCAAAUUGAAAUACAGAGAGAUCUAUCUAAUGAGCUGGCUCUGAGAACUAAAGCUGAGCGCUCUAAACAGGAUGAGGUGAGAACUGGCAGUGGAAAGAGAAAGAGCACUGCAACUACCCCAACACCUUUGAUAUCUCAAGCUGGCAGCAAAUCAAAUUCACGUGUUAGAAAACAAAGCCAAAGAUCUUCAACAACACCUCCUGGUUUAAUGUCAAAUCGUGGCUCCAAUAAAAAGGAGAAACUGUACUGCGUGUGCAGAACUCCAUAUGAUGAUACAAAAUUCUAUGUGGGAUGCGAUCUUUGCAAUAACUGGUUUCAUGGAGACUGUGUUGGAAUCAAUGAAGAGCUCAGCAAGAGUUUAUCUGAGUUUGUGUGUACUGAAUGUCGACAUGCUAGAGAUACCAAGGAAUUAUAUUGUUUAUGCAGACAACCUUAUGAUGAAUCACAGUUUUAUAUAUGCUGUGACAAAUGUCAAGAUUGGUUCCAUGGACGAUGCGUUGGUGUAUUACAGUCAGAAGCAGAUAAUAUUGAUGAAUACAUUUGCCCAAAAUGUCAACGGAAUAAUUCUUUUAAUUUUGCAACUCUGAGGGAUCUUACACAAAGAGAUUAUGAGGGUCUCAAGAAGCUGAUAAAGCAAAUACAAAUGCACAAAAGUGCAUGGCCGUUUAUGGAACCUGUUGACCCUCAUGAAGCUCCGGACUAUUACAAAGUCAUCAAGGAACCUAUGGAUUUGCAAAAAAUUGAGCAGAAGAUUAACGAGCAAAGGUAUAACAAACUGAGCGAGUUUAUUGGAGAUAUGACUAAGAUCUUUGACAAUUGUCGCUAUUAUAAUCCAAAAGAGUCUCCAUUUUAUCGAUGUGCUCAAGGUUUAGAAAGUUUUUUUGUGCAAAAAAUUAAGUUUUUAAGGGAAAGAUUAUUUGAAACAAAUAAGUGACUCAAUAACUGAUUGUAGAUUAUACAAUUUUAUCAUAGUGUUAUUUAAAGUGUGGAAAUAUA